CCAGCUAAAAAAAAACCGCCCCACUGAUCCGACUCAGAUCCGCGGGGGUGGGGAGUCAACAAGUUUGGAUUCGGGACUUCUGGAAGAAAAAAAACUAUGGGAUUCGAACUGGACCGCUUCAAGGGCACCGUGGACCCGGACUUCAAAUGCAACUUGUGCAAUAAAGUCCUGGAGGACCCGCUGACGACUCCGUGCGGCCACGUCUUCUGCUCCGGCUGCGUGCUGCCCUGGGUCGUCCAGCAGAGCAGCUGCCCCGUCAAAUGUCAGCGGGUCUCCGCCAAGGAGCUGAACCACGUCCUUCCCUUGAAGAACCUCAUCCUGAAGCUGGAGAUCAAAUGUGACAACCACGCGCGGGGCUGCGAUGCCGUGGUGAGGCUGCAGCAUCUGGCCGAGCACACCGAGAUGUGCGAUUACGCGCCGGCGAUGUGCAGGAAUCGGGGAUGCGGCGAGGUGCUCGACCCCCGGGACGUGGACGUCCACAUGCGGGAGACGUGCGACUGCCGACCGGUGGGGACCUGCGAGAGCGGCUGCGGCUUGACGCUCACCCACCGGGAGCAGAAGUCCGACGGCCACUGCUGCCUGAGAGCCCUGAAGGCGCACAACGGCGCGCUGCACUGCAAAGUCAUCAGCCUGGACCGGGAGUUCAAGAAGCAGAUGAUUCAAGCCAACAAGAGGGAGAAGUCUCUCCUGGCGCAACUUUCCGCCGUGCACGGAGAGCUGCAGAUGACAGCUCUGAAAUACCAGAAGAAAUUCACCGAGUACAGCGAGAGGAUCGACUCCCUCACCAAAACCGUGGCUUUUUCCUGCAAGGAAGGCGAGACUCAAAGCGCGACUGUCGUCCUUCUUCGUGAGGGCGGAUCUCUUGGUUUUAACAUCGUAGGAGGAAGGCCAUGCGCGGACGACAGCGACAGCCCUUCGAAUGAGGGCAUCUUUGUAUCCAAGGUCAUCGAGGAAGGUCCGGCGGACAAGGACGAGGGCCUUCAAAUCCACGACAGAAUAAUAGAGGUCAAUGGCAAGGACCUCUCCAAGGCCACCCACGACCAGGCGGUGGAGGCCUUCCGCACCGCCAAGGAGCCCAUCGUGGUCCAGGUCCUGCGCCGGGCCCCGCAUCCCAAAGCGGUCGGGGGCCCCGCCGGUGACGCCCGGGUCUCGGACAUCAGCACGCAGACCGACAUCACCCUCCAGCACAUCAUGGCCCUGACGAAGCUCGCCCCCGCUUCACCCCCCAUGACGGAGCUGGAGGAGUAUCUGCUGCCAGAGGAGCAUCCUCCACAUGCAUACUUUGACCCCAACGACUUUCUGGAGGUCAUGCAGCAGGACAUAGAGCGCGAGGAGCUGGAAUAUGAGGAAGUGGAUUUAUACCGAGCCCACAUCCAAGACAAGCUCGGCCUGACGAUCUGUUACAGGACCGAUGAUGAAGACGAGGCCGGGAUCUACAUUAGUGAGAUUGAUCCAAACAGCAUCGCCGCGAGGGACGGCCGAAUCAGAGAAGGGGACAAAAUCAUUCAGAUCAACGGCAUCGAGAUCCAGAACCGGGAGGAUGCCGUCUCACUGCUGACCAGCGAGGGGAACCAGAAUGUCUCGCUGCUGGUGGCCCGACCCGAGAUCCAGAUGGACGAGGGCUGGAUGGAUGAUGACCGGAACGACUUCCUGGAUGACCUCCACAUGGACAUGCUGGAGCAGCAGCACCAUCAGGCCAUGCAGUUCACCGCCAGCAUGCUGCAGCAGAAGAAGCGCGAGGAGGACAGCGGCACCACGGACACGGCCACGCUGCUGUCCAACCACCACGAGAAGGACAGCGGCGUCGGCCGCACGGACGAGAGCACGCGGAACGACGAGAGCUCCGAGCAGGAGAACCUCGGCGACGACCACACCACGGCCUCCAACACGCUGGGCAGCUGCCGGAAGCUCGCCUACAGCCAGGACACGCUGGGCAGCGGCGACCUGCCCUACGCCGACGCCGACUUCCUCGGCAUCCCGGCCGACGAGUGCGAGCGCUUCCGGGAACUCCUGGAGCUGAAGUGCCAGAUGCGCAACAGCGGAGCGCAGGGCCUCUCCGACCAGGGCGGCCCGGACCAAGAGGGCGCGGACAAGGAGCUGGAGAUGCUCAACGAGGAGCUGCGCACCAUCGAGCUGGAGUGCCUGAACAUCGUGCGCGCGCACAAGAUGCAGCAGCUGCGCGAGCAGUGCCGCGAGGCGUGGUCGCUGCACGACGACGGCGCCGGCGGCGGCGGCCGCGAGCUCUCCGACAUCACGGAGCUGCCGGAGAAAUCGGACAAAGACAGCUCCAGCGCGUACAACACCGGCGAGAGCUGCCGCAGCACGCCGCUCACGCUGGAGCUGUCUCCGGACAACUCGCUGCAGCGGGGCGCCGAGAGCCGGGGAGCGGCGGGCUCCGACGGCCGGCUCCCCGAGCCUCCGCCGACCCCCGGCCGAGACGCCGGCGGUCCCGGCCGGAGCGGUCGAGGCCCCGCCAAGGAUUCCGAGGGGCCGCCGCCGUCACCGUCGCCGCCGCCGGCAGAGGACAAGGAGCGGAAGCCGCAUUCGCCGUACAAGCACGCCCACAUCCCGGCGCACGCGCAGCACUACCAGAGCUACAUGCAGCUGAUCCAGCAGAGGUCGGCCGUGGAGUACGCCCAGAGCCAGAUGAGCCUGGCGAGCAUGUGCCGCGACGGCGGCCUGGAGCCCAAGAUGGAGUGGAAGGUGAAGAUCCGCAGCGACGGCACGCGCUACAUCACCAAGCGGCCGGUGCGCGACAAGCUGCUGCGGGAGCGCGCGCUGCGCAUCCACGCCGAGCGCAGCGGCGUGACCACGGACGACGACGCCGUCAGCGAGCUGAAGAUGGGCCGCUACUGGAGCAAGGAGGAGCGCAAGCAGCACGCCGUGCGCUCCAAGGAGCAGCGGCAGCGGCGCGAGUUCAUGAAGCAGAGCCGGGCGGACUGCCUGAAGGAGGACGACCGGAGGGAGCCCAACAUCAUCGAGCUCAGCCACAAGAAGAUGAUGAAGAGGAGGAGUAAGAAGAUAUUCGACAACUGGAUGACCAUCCAGGAACUGUUGACCCACGGGGCCAAGUCGCCGGACGGCUCGAGGGUGUACAACUCGCUCCUGUCCGUGACCACAGUGUGAGGGGCGUGCUCUGGGUCCGGGUGGGCGGGGCCAAGCCAGAGGAGGUCGGACUUGGGGGGGGGGUGACGGACUGUACAUAGGACGCUACCAGUUGGGGGUAGAGAUUCCUGCCUCGUUCAAUGUGGCAACAUUUUUGUAAAUAGGAAAUGAGGAGAGCUUUUCUGUGACCGCCGCGGCGAAGAGAAGGUUGAAUCACGACGGUCGGAGGAUGAUUUUUUCGAAAGAAGCUUGUUUCUUGUUUAUCAAAUUCUUUCGAUGACAUUUUCUACUUUUUUUUUUUGUGCUUGCUAUUUUUGAAGAUUGUUUUGGAAUCAGAAACACAAUAUGAGAGUUUUUGAAAGUGUUUUUUUUUUCUUUUUCUAAAGGUGUGUGAAGACCGCGCAUGCCAUACAUUAAAAAAAAGCCAGCAUUUACACUAUUUUACAUUGUUUUGUUCGUACUAUAUAUCUCUUAUCAGUAUUGUACUGUUAUGCAUACUUAAUGCUUUUUAUGGAAACAAUGCUUCUUUUUUCCCCCCUGCACGGUAGAACACAAACUCCUUUUCAAAAGGGCUUUUUGUAAAUUAAAAAAUAUAUAUAAUACAAUUUUUGUAACAAAUCCACUUUUUUUCUUAAAAUUUCUCUCGAAUGGUGCUGAUUUCCCAAAGUUAAAUACCACCCGCGAUGUACCAUCUGUUACAUAAUGUAGAGGACGUCAUAUUGUGCAUGUACCCGCCUUUUUUAGACAAAGAUGUUUCCUCGCAUUGGAAUGACAUCGUCCGUGUUUUUGUUCACACACGUCGGAGUCGCUUUUGCUUUCUUAGGGUUUCAUGUAGCGGACGGAAUAACAGCUUAACAAAUCCUUAGUUAGCCUCACAAUUUGAUGUCUUUGUAAAAUGAGAGAAAUAAUAAAUUAUUGUUUUAUAUAUGA
Messenger RNA from Pseudoliparis swirei, 4035 nucleotides. RefSeq names its product PDZ domain containing RING finger 3b (gene pdzrn3b). The transcript is spliced from 10 exons. The coding region runs from base 97 to 3126 and encodes 1009 amino acids. The record is from RefSeq and is a predicted model, not a curated record. Gene Ontology annotation, molecular function: protein binding; ubiquitin protein ligase activity. Gene Ontology annotation, biological process: protein ubiquitination; neuromuscular junction development. Lineage: Eukaryota; Metazoa; Chordata; Actinopteri; Perciformes; Liparidae.